CAAGCAAAGGAAGAUAUUUUCAUGUGUGUGCUUCUAGCACACCUGUUGCCUUUCUAAGGCACUUUAUGACUAUUAAACAACAUCUCUUUGGUAAUUACAUUUUCUUUACAUUCUAAUUGGUUAUCAAACACGUUAAUGUUGACUGUAAUUAGUUAAUGAAGAAUCUCAAACGACUGAAAUUGGACAACCAAAACGAGUGGUGAAGGUAUCUCGCAGAUUAGAUACCCUCAAUAUGUCUAUGUUUUGUGGGCGGAGCAAGGACCUUCAGAAAAUUGAGGCAAAGCUAUGUUGCGAUGAAGAACACAGACAUGACUCUUCUCGUAAACUAUUGUUUGUGUCAGGACCAGGAGGAGUAGGAAAAACUCGUCUCACUGCCAAAUUUGCAGAAGAAAAGAAAUCUUUCUACCAAGGUGGAGUAUAUCUUUUUAAUGCACAAUCAACGUCAGCGUUUCGUCAAUCACUAGAAACGAAUAUUGUUGAAUCUGAAGUAUGUGGGACAAGCUUAAAGUCAGAUUUAUCAUCUCAAUACAAUUUCUUUGUACACCAGCUGCAGAAGCAAAAAGAAAAUGUGUUAUUCUUGUACGACAGUUGUGACAAGUUGGAGAUUAUUGAAAAGCUCUUGCCAAGAGAAGAUGAGCAAAUUCAUGUUAUCGUCACAACAAGACAACGUGACGGUCACUACUUCUUAGAUCACAGCCCUCACAAAGUGUUGCACCUUGAUGUAUUAGAAACCGACGAUGCUGUCCAAACUCUACUGUCAUGGAAAGGAUAUGGUCAAAACAAUGGCGGUCUUGACGACGAGUGCAAAGAAAAAUCAAGCGCAAAAGUUUUAGUUGAACAGAGACGAAGAUCAGUUGUGAGGAAUACGGUGACUUGCUUGCUAAACGAAAAGAGAAACUGCAAACAAUAG
Messenger RNA from Corticium candelabrum, 910 nucleotides. RefSeq lists its product as uncharacterized. Lineage: Eukaryota; Metazoa; Porifera; Homoscleromorpha; Homosclerophorida; Plakinidae. The transcript is spliced from 5 exons. Gene Ontology annotation, molecular function: ADP binding. The record is from RefSeq and is a predicted model, not a curated record. Bases 233 to 910 code for a protein of 225 amino acids.